AUGGCCGAUGCGUCCCGAACCAUGUCUCCCGAGGCAACGAGGGUGCACAACCCAACCUGCCCGCACUUUCUCAAAGAUAGUAACUUCCAUACCAAUCAUCAGAACCAUCACUGCAAGCUCACCGAAUAUCUCAAAACUGUACCAUACGUAAUCGAGCGUCUCACAUUUGAAGAAGGAUACGAACAAUCUGCAGAUACUUAUAUCGAGAAAGCUGUCCAAACUAUCGAUGACUUCGACAAAGCUUUCAAAGGGUAG
This is a messenger RNA of Cadophora gregata, 255 nucleotides long. RefSeq lists its product as uncharacterized. Bases 1 to 255 code for a protein of 84 amino acids. NCBI's taxonomy places the organism in Eukaryota, Fungi, Ascomycota, Leotiomycetes, Helotiales, Ploettnerulaceae. The transcript is spliced from 2 exons. The record is from RefSeq and is a predicted model, not a curated record.